Molecule: messenger RNA, 1152 nt
Organism: Glossina fuscipes
Lineage: Eukaryota; Metazoa; Arthropoda; Insecta; Diptera; Glossinidae
Product: salivary glue protein Sgs-3-like
Exons: 3
Coding region: 100-1137 (345 amino acids)
Cellular component (GO): extracellular region
Molecular function (GO): chitin binding
Source: RefSeq, a predicted model, not a curated record
GUUGAAAUUUCUCGUUUCGUUAGCAAUAUCAGUAAAAGUAUAGUUCAUAUUACAUAUACUCCAUAUAUACAUUUCUGGAGAGGAAGUAUCAAAAAUAAUAUGAAAAUUUACUUGUUAUUAUUAUUUACGGUACAAUCUAUACCGACUUAUGUUCAAGCGUACGCACGAGGACUUAGAUACGUGCCGGAUUGCACCUUUUAUAAAGAUGGAACUUUGCUGCCUGAUCUUACGAGCUGUUCCAAUUAUUUCAUCUGCGUUGAUGAAGAAGCGGUACAACAAAAAUGUCCUCCUGGGUACUACUUCGAUCGAUCUGCAAGCACUUGCGGUCUAGCUAUUAUGGUUAAAUGUGACGACGAUUACAAUGGGAAGACUGGUAUGGGGCAGAGCUUGUUUGGCAGUUAUUUCCCGCAUAACUUGAUUCCAAAUAUUUUUUUAUGGAAAAAAUACUCACAUGGUGACGAUAGUGUAAUGGAUUCAUCUUCCGAAACGACGACGUGCAAGCCAAAUACACCAAGCACUAUUACUACCACUUGUAAGCCAACCACACCAAGCACUAUUACUACCACUUGUGAGCCAACCACACCAAGCACUAUUACUACCACUUGUGAAACAACCACACCAAGCACUACUACUACCACUUCUGAGCCAACCACAACAAGCACUACUACUACCACAUGUGAGCCAACCACACCAAGCACUACUACUACCACAUGUGAGCCAACCACACCAAGCACUACUACUACCACUUCUGAGCCAACCACACCAAGCAGUACUACCACUUGUAAGCCAAGCACACCAAGCAGCACUACCACUACUACUCUACAAGUGACCACCUCCACUAAAGAUUCUAUCACUACUACUCCUGCUGAUGACUCUAUUACUGGCACAAGCCCUGCAAAUACUCUAACCUCUGCAGUAACUUUGUUGUCAUCAGAGUUUUAUACGAGCUCUUCCGACUGCUCUAUGCUCAAUGACGGCACUAUUCUAUUAGAUAUUAGACAUUGCCGUCGUUAUUAUGUGUGCCGAAGCGGACGUGCUAGACGUAUGAGAUGUCCGCUUGGACAAUGGUAUGAUAGUGAUGUACGUUCAUGUCAUGAUCGGCGCUUUGUGUCAAGUUGCGCUGUUAAUCGUAACUAAAUAAAACAAACACAG